AUGACCAGGUAUUGUCGAAAGAGAGAGAAGAAAUACAGAGCGUUAGCGCGACCGGACUGCAAGUGGGCUGAUCCAGCGACUGCACUUCGCGAUGCUGGGCAAAAGGAGUUGACUAUGUUUGUCCGUUGGUGCCUGCGGUUGCAGCUGGGCAAAAAUGGUCGAAAGCUCAAGGGUAUCAAGAAAUUCAAGGCUCUGGAUACGGACUGGAAAUCGUUUCUCCGAUACUAUGAAAAGCUCAUGGAAGAGCCAAUGGACGAUGUGCUCGGUCGGCGAAUGAGAAAGGUUGGGAUGAGAACUUGCCUCUCUUUGAAAUGGAUUGCUAACCAUAUUUGGCCCCAGAGUAUUCGAAAAGUUGCAAGGAAGCAUGGUUUAGAUACAGAUGAGAAAGAAAAGACUCCGAUGUAUAUCGAAGAUGUGGUGCCCCUGCAGGAGACAACCCUGCGCACCAUGGAGAAACGUUUUGAUCUUGGUCUUCAGCGCAUGCAGCAAUGUCUCUACCCUUUAAUGGCCUGCUUUACGGUGAAUCGGAUCAAUGCGAUGCGUCGUCUUCAGUACCAACAUCUACAGUGUUCGAUCCAACGGGAUCCUCAUGGUGGACCCCCCCGAAUCCUUCUGGAGAUCAAGUAUAAAUUUGCCAAGAAAUACCUGGGUGUGACGCAAGCAAACACCUUCCCCCUCCCCGAGAUUAUCUAUGAUCCAUCGUUGAUGCUGAGCCCUCAUACGUUCCUUCUUGGGAUUCUCUUUCAUGAUGAUGCAUUUCGGGCUCCGGGAAUAAAGUCCAUGGGGGACCUCCGACGCCUGUGGGUGGAAGAUGGCCGCCAGCAGAUGGAAGUCCCAUUGAAACGGGACAAGGCUAAACACUACGUAUUCUGCAAAGUCAAGAGCGUCCGCGGCAAGAUUCAGAUACAUCGCGAUCAGCCCAUUCCCACAAAUACCCUAUCCCGACAGCUCAAGGUCUUCGGCGAGAUCGCCGGCUUUAAGUGGUCGUUGUUCACGCAUCGGUUCCGGUACGGUGGCGGCACUAUUCUGAAUGAAAGCGGUCUUGUCAGCGAUGCCCAACAGAACUUGAUCAUGAAGCACGCGGAUAUCCGAACAUUCCUGAACCAUUACCUUCCUCGGCACAUCGGCACUGAUAUGCAGGCGUUGAUGAGAGGACUCAAGCCAGAUUCGGACAUGAUGAGGGCUGUCACCCGGAUGGGACGAUGGAUUGACCGACGUCGGCCCCGAGAGCUCACUGAUGCGCAGAAGGCCACCGUGGAGCACGAUCCAGAGCUGCAGAAAGCCAUUCGGAAGCGGGAUGCGUUCUCCAAAAAACUUCAGCGCAGUCAGAAAAAGAGUGGCCGGAAGCUCGAUAAGCUUGACAAGCUGAAACGGAAUGUCACGAAUACACGGAAUCGACUCUUGUAUGCGCUCCGCCAACGUGUGCGAGAGGAAUUUGACGAGGAGCAGGCGGUCCUUGAUAUUGAGCGGCAACUGGCGGGCACUGCAAUUCUAGACGAAGAGGCGAAGGAGCAGCUCCAAACUGAAGAGCAACUCCUUCCUCAGCAGAUUCACCUGCUAGGUAAACUCAUGACUUGGCCCACCUCCUUGUCGGUGGAAAUCGAGUGGCAGCGGCGAAAUGAGGCUACCGAAGCCGUUCGACUCUAUUGUGAUGUUCUGGAAGGUGGCCCGCGACGAGGUCGACGGCCGAAGCGGAUUGUUCCGAUUCAAGACACCCGGAUGCCUAGCCCCCCCGGAGAAGUUAUGGCGCCGGCCCAACCCCCUCUUCUUGCCCCGUCGCCCUCACGGCAUGAAAUUGCCUUGCAGGAGGCUGGCAAAGACAUCCAAACUGCCGCGAAGCCCCGAGCAUGCUUUCAAUGCUAUGGAAACCCCGCGGGAUUUGACAAUCGGCGUCUUAUGCAGUACUCCCGCCAUAAAGGUCUGUUGCGACACUUCCGAGCCGUGCAUCUCGACGAUCGUCACUGUAACUACUGCAACGAGUCGGUGGACAACGAGAUGUAUUGGCGAAGGCACACCGUAGACAAGCAUCGCUUGAAUGUCAGAUACCUUGGGGACUACCCUCACGAUCUUUGA
Messenger RNA from Aspergillus luchuensis, 2073 nucleotides. Its product is annotated as DUF3435 domain-containing protein. Gene Ontology annotation, molecular function: DNA binding. NCBI's taxonomy places the organism in Eukaryota, Fungi, Ascomycota, Eurotiomycetes, Eurotiales, Aspergillaceae. The transcript is spliced from 3 exons. The record is from RefSeq and is a predicted model, not a curated record. The coding region runs from base 1 to 2073 and encodes 690 amino acids.